Messenger RNA from Saprolegnia diclina VS20, 839 nucleotides. RefSeq lists its product as hypothetical. Lineage: Eukaryota; Oomycota; Saprolegniomycetes; Saprolegniales; Saprolegniaceae. The coding region runs from base 13 to 735 and encodes 240 amino acids. The transcript has 5 exons. The record is from RefSeq and is a predicted model, not a curated record.
AAGGUUUUAGCCAUGGACAAGGACGACUACGACAACCAGAUGCACACGGUGGCAGACGACGAAGCCGAUGAAGAUGGCGACAUCGGACGCGAUGACGACGUCGGCUCGGACCUCGAGAUUGACGACGUCCAAAGAUCCUUCUCGCCGCUGAAUCUGAGCUCAUACGACUCGGUUGCGAAGCUGUCACGGGCCGAGUCGGCGGAAAUUUUCUCGAAAAAGUUUGCCGAGCGGUCGCAGGUCAAGAGCUCGAUGCUGGAGGAAGAAAAACUUCGGCGCCUUCAAAAGGAGAAGCGGCGACAGGCGAAUAUCGAAAAGUGGCAGUCCAAGCUCGCAAAGUCGCCGUUCAAAGUCAACCUCGUCGCGGACAACGAGCGGCUCGAUGAGGAAAACCGCGUGCGCUUGGCGGAGGAAGCGCGUCGCAUUCGCGCGCUUGAGAAGAAGACCAAGCAGGUCAAAAACGACAUCAUUCUCAAGGCGCUGCAAGAGACGUCCGACUUGGACGCCUUGCGACGUGAGAAGCGCGUUAUCAUGGAGGAGGAGAAGCGCCUGAAGGCGCUGCUGGACCUUGAAAAGACCAACUCGCACCGGAAGAUGGACAUGCUUGCGGCCCAGAACGCAGAGAAGAAGCGCAAGCAAGAGAAGAUUGAGUUCCGCAUGAAGCAGCGCAAGGACCAGUUGCAGACGCGCGACGAAGAAUACAAGAAACUCCUCAAGGAGAAGCUCGCUCUCGAAUAAGGAGACGCAUUAUACGAUACUUAGUUCAUGCCGUCGGGCGUCGACUUGACAAUGUACAAGUGGCUUUCGUCAAGAGAAACAGAGUACUCGUAGCUUGGGAAGGC